Molecule: messenger RNA, 2190 nt
Organism: Phragmites australis (common reed)
Lineage: Eukaryota; Viridiplantae; Streptophyta; Magnoliopsida; Poales; Poaceae
Product: mitogen-activated protein kinase 14-like
Exons: 10
Coding region: 357-2018 (553 amino acids)
Biological process (GO): intracellular signal transduction; protein phosphorylation
Cellular component (GO): cytoplasm; nucleus
Molecular function (GO): MAP kinase activity; ATP binding
Source: RefSeq, a predicted model, not a curated record
GAAAACCAGGGGGCACUGGUGGUGGUCUCCCUCACAUGACUCCUCAGCUACCACCUGCUUCCCCUCCCCCCUCCAUUUUUUUCGAAAAGGCCCCUCCCUCUCCAUGUGGGUGGCCUUGAGCUUUGCUUAGAUCACAGCUGUGUUCAUUGGUUGAUCCCCACCUUGUUCCAGCUCUGAGCUUUGGAGGAUCCGUGCUGUCACCACCUGGGGAUAUCUGUGUGUGGACGCUGAGUAGUGAGCUCCUUUCAUCAGCUUUGUUACCCCCUUCUUGCUGGAUCUGGCUUACAAGAUCCAACCUUUCUUGCCCCCUUUUGCAAAGAUCCUCGCUUUGGUGGUUCUUGGAUAUUGCUGGGAGGAUGCAGCACGACCAGAAGAAGAAGGCACCUUCGGAAAUGGAUUUUUUCACAGAGUAUGGUGAGGGAAGCAGGUACAAGAUAGAAGAGGUCAUAGGAAAGGGGAGUUACGGUGUGGUUUGCUCUGCGCUAGACACUCAUACUGGUGAAAAGGUUGCUAUAAAGAAGAUAAAUGACAUCUUUGAACAUGUGUCUGAUGCAACACGGAUACUUCGUGAGAUCAAGUUGCUUAGACUCCUGCGGCAUCCCGAUAUUGUGGAAAUAAAGCAUAUUCUACUUCCUCCAUCAAGGAGAGAAUUCAGGGAUAUAUAUGUUGUUUUUGAACUCAUGGAGUCUGAUUUGCACCAAGUUAUAAAGGCUAACGAUGACUUGACCCCAGAGCAUCAUCAGUUUUUCCUGUAUCAGUUGCUUCGAGGAUUGAAAUAUAUACAUACAGCAAAUGUAUUUCAUCGAGAUCUCAAACCAAAAAAUAUUCUGGCGAAUGCUGAUUGUAAGCUCAAAAUAUGCGAUUUCGGCUUAGCAAGAGUGGCUUUCCACGAUACUCCAACUGCCAUCUUUUGGACGGAUUAUGUUGCAACUAGGUGGUACCGAGCGCCUGAGCUGUGUGGAUCUUUUUUCUCCAAGUAUACACCUGCGAUAGAUAUAUGGAGUAUUGGCUGUAUAUUUGCAGAACUAUUAACGGGGAAACCUCUUUUCCCUGGGAAAAAUGUGGUACAUCAACUUGAUAUAAUUACAGAUCUCCUGGGAACACCUUCUCCAGAAGCAAUAUCUAGGAUUCGAAAUGAGAAGGCCAGGCGCUACUUGAGCAGUAUGAGGCGGAAAAAGCCUAUAGCGUUUACGCAGAAGUUCCCAAAUGCAGAUCCACUUGCACUAAGUUUGUUAGAGCGAAUGCUAGCUUUUGAGCCAAAAGACCGGCCAGGUGCUGAAGAGGCUCUUGCUGAUCCGUAUUUCAAGAAUAUAGCCAGUGUGGAUAGAGAACCUUCUGCACAGCCUGUCACAAAGCUGGAAUUUGAGUUUGAGAGGCGGAGAGUUACAAAGGAAGACAUAAGAGAGCUCAUAUAUAGGGAAAUUCUGGAGUAUCAUCCGAAUAUGUUGAGAGAAUUUGUUGAGGGAACCGAGUCAAGUGGUUUCAUGUAUCCAAGUGCAGUAGACCAUUUUAAAAAGCAGUUUGCAUACCUUGAAGAACAUUAUGCCAAGGGAUCUACAGGAACUCCACCUGAGAGGCAACACAGUUCAUUGCCACGGCCUUCUGUUAUCCAUUCGGAUAGUCGACCGCAAAGCACAGCCAACAUCACUGAGGAUCUUUCCAAGUGUUUAAUCAGGGAAAAUACACAACAUUCUUUUUCAGUUGGUUCAAAUAAAUUUCCACUCCACGUUCCUCAAGGUGCUGCUGCGAGGCCUGGUAAAGCGGUUGGUUCAGUGCUGCAGUACAACUCCUGUCCAACAUCUGCUGCUGAGCAAUAUGAGCAACGAAGGGCUGCUAGACACCCAGCAGUUGCUCCAAACAAUGUCCCUUCUGGAAGUUCAUUCCCCAGAAGAAAUCAGACAUGCAAGAGUGAGACAGGGGACGCUGAAAGGAUUGACGCGAACCAAGCUAGGCAGCCAAAGCCGUAUGCAGCAAACAAACUACCUGCUACAGUCGAUGGCCGUGGUGGCCAUUGGUAGAUUUCCACAGUGCACCAUAAAACCCUUUCUUAACAUGGCAUCAACAUGGGUUACUUAUGCUAAGUCCUACAUUCUGACAAAUUCAGAGAUGUAGUUCUGUACAGACCUGUAUUCUUUCCCUAGAUUCCUAAAUUCUUAAAGGCGGUAAAACUGUACUUGAAUUUGCAUGGUU